AUGACGGCGGAAACGAACAUGAAGGAGGCAAAAGGAAGGGCCUCCUCCUCAAGAUCCAAGAGCCAGCGUGAGAGCUCGCGACAGCAGACGGGGCAGGCAGUGCAAGAGAGGAAGGAGAGCGGAAGGCACAGCAAGGCUGUGAUGUUCUCCCUCUCUCCUCGCACGCUCGAUCAGACGGUCAAGGGAGCGCCUGCGGUGUUCAAAUGCGCGCAGGAAGUGGAUCUGGGGCGCUACGACCGAGGGAAGCUGGGCAUGUCGGUGCCGGGGGGUUGGGAUCAAGACCCCAAGCACAGGACGAGGACAGAGCUGCUGGAGGCCCGCAGGAAGUCCAAGAUCCCUGACCCGACGUUCGACCUGGAUGGCGAUGGCAUCGUGUCUCGUGAAGAGUACAUCCUCUCAGUCAAGUACGAUAAAGACCGUGACGGUAAACUGUGUACACCUGAACGAGAUGCGGCGCUACGGGCACUGAAAGACAAUCAUCCUCUCACCAAGUUCACGAGUACAAGACCCAAAACUGUUCCAGUGAAACCUGAUGGCGAGGUUUUUAUCUCCAUCUCCAUCUCCAUCUCCAUCUCCGUCCAUCUGUCCAUCUGCCCCCUCCACGUCUUUGCCUCUCCUCAUUUCCCCUGCUUUAUUCCUUCUUUUCUCACUGGGCAAAUGGAUGAGGCUGCGGGGCAGGGGCAGCCGGAGCGACCGAAGACGAGGACGGAGUUGAUGCAGAAGCGCAAGGAGGAGAAUCUGCAUCACAAUCAGAGAGGGUAUGAGCAAUACGAAGACGCCGUCUCAAAGCUCGUGCCUCUGUGGAAGAGCUCUGAGGAGUACAAGAAGUGUCAGGCUGAUGAUAUUUAUGGUGGUGGUGGUGAUGAUUUUGAUGAUGAUAUUCAUGUUGUUGCUGUUGGUGGUUGUGGAAGUGAUGAUGAUGGAGAUGUCAAUGAUGACGAUGGAGAUGGUGAUGAUGAUGAUGACGACGACGACGACGAUGACGAUGACGAUGACGAUGACGAUGACAUGAUGAUGAUGGAAAAGUACGAGGAGACUAAACCGCCGAAGAAGACUCGGUCGCAUGAGAUUGAAAAACUGAGACAAACUUCUAGGAUACUUUGCGAUCUCAAUGCCACCACCACGUGCCUUAAUCCUGAUCGCAAUGCUCUCGACCCCGUCGCGCACAUCUCAGGACAAGUGGAGUAUGAGGAUCCCGCAAGCUUCACCUUCAUGGGCUACAAGGAAGCGCCGAAGUUCAAGACGAGGAGCAGCCUGCAAGAGUUCCGCUCCAGCCGCCUGCUAAACGAGCUAGACAAGACGGUCAAGCAGACAGCGAAGAACUUCAAAAGCAUGAGGAAGAGGUUGGAGGACCGGGAGGACGCGCUCUUCCUCAAGGCACAGAUCGCCCUCGCGGACCCGAACAAUCGAGUUCGAUCAGACCUCAAGCUCAACGCAAAGGAGAGCAACAUGAGGCAACUCAUGGGGUAA
Messenger RNA from Guillardia theta CCMP2712, 1470 nucleotides. RefSeq lists its product as hypothetical. The record is from RefSeq and is a predicted model, not a curated record. Lineage: Eukaryota; Cryptophyceae; Pyrenomonadales; Geminigeraceae. The transcript is spliced from 10 exons. Gene Ontology annotation, molecular function: calcium ion binding. The coding region runs from base 1 to 1470 and encodes 489 amino acids.